GACGGCGGCAACGUAGCCGCGCCAGCCGCGCGCAGUUCCUUAGAACGGACACGAGAUUCCCGAAGUGUUCCGUAGCCACUUUGGCCCAAGGGGCGCGGUUUUCGGCCUGAUAGCCGGGCGGUGCCCGGCGCGGGGGGCGUGGCCGCGCCCUGUCUCUCGCGGGUCUCGCGGCGCCCCCGCGAGGUGCGCGGAUGACGCAGAUAGCACCGAGCGCCGAGGCCACGGCCAGUCCUAAGAGGGCUGGCGUCGAUUACUCCAAGUUCGAUGCCAUCGAGGACUCGGACGACGAGAAGCCGUCAUCCAAGCAUUCCCCGGCCAAGAAGACCAAUGAGAAGCCUCACUGUGGCAACUGCGCCAAGGAGAUUGUGAAACCGCUCCGGUGCGGUGGCUGUAAGAAGGCAGAGUACUGCUCACACCAGUGCCAGAGAGAGGACUGGCAGUUCCACAAGCGGGUGUGCAAGAAGCCAGAGGAGCUCAAGCCAAAGGAAGAUGUUAGCAAUCAGAAACAGGACGGCGAGAAGGCUCCCGCCCGGCCGAAGGGCGACGACAAAGUCGUGAUCGACGACGAGGAGGCGGAGGACCUGACCUGGUACAGGCACCGCGAGUGGAAGCCCAGCGGCGAGCCGAAGAAGGAUUUCAAGCCCGUCCAGCUCACUGGCGACGCGGCGGCCGCCGCGUCGGCCGCCGACGCCUCCAAACCUGGCGCCGGAUCUGCUUGGAACACCGCGGGCACGUGGGAGGACAAGGACGUCUCGUCGACAGCAAAGUCGAUGUUGCGCGCGAGGUUGGCAGACUUUCCAUCGGUUGAGGUAUCUGGAGGCACGCUGUCGGUUUCGGAGGUGGAGGCCCUGGACGGCGAAGCCUCCAAGCCGGUAGUUCGGGGAGUCACGCGGCAUCUGUGGGACCUCAACCUCAAGCUAAAGUUUCAGUUCAAGUGGAUGGGCUCUGACGGGCAACUCUCGGCGGAUGGUACGCUAUCCAUCGGAGACUUCAGUCAGAACACCUCCUUCGAGGCCGGGUGCGACUCGCUGAAGGCCCCGGUGGUGGACGUUUCUUUCACAGGGUUGAGCAUGGUGGACGCCGGCCAGCGGGUGGCAGUCGAGGACGCCCUGGGCGCGAAGGCCUGGCCUGGCGGCGAGGGCACCUUGCUGGCCGCCUUGGCCGAGAGGAUGCGGCAGUUCUCCGAGGAGUUCGCGCAGGUCCCCUGACGCAGCCAGGCCGCCCCCGCCCCCACCCGAGCUCGAGCGAGAGCCGCGAUGGGCGGCGGAGACCAGACCCCGCGAGGCGCGUGCCCUGCCGGCCGCCCCUCCGCCAUUCCUUGCCAGGGAGCUCUUCCUCUUGAGCCCCCCCCCCCCCUCCUUCCUCCCUCCCGUGUGCUCCCGUUCUGGUCGGCCAGGGGUGCCAGACACCCGCCGCACAGACCGCGCUGCAGCGCCCCGCUGCGAGGCGCAAAAAGAGAAAGCAAUAAGACUCCCUAAGUGCAAGCACUGUUUGGC
Molecule: messenger RNA, 1496 nt
Organism: Prorocentrum cordatum
Lineage: Eukaryota; Dinophyceae; Prorocentrales; Prorocentraceae
Source: the annotation of a GenBank genome assembly